CGGCCAAAUCGUUCUUACGGGCCGUGCGUUCACCGUUGCCGUGCGGGCUCGCAGGGGUGAAAGUUUGCAGUGGUGAGAGCCCGCAUAUCGCGGACACGCGUGACGCGAAUCACGAUCAUCCCGGAGACAAAACUCCUAAUUUUUCAAAAUCAAUUUUUUUUUUUAUAUCACCGUUAUACCGAUAUAUCAAUUCUUCGAGUAUACUCUAUAAGAUUUUUGAGUGAUUGCGUCAGAGAAACACGUGGAAAAAAACACAGACGUCCAGUAUCCCUCCAACAAGAUACUUUCUCUGUUGAGAAAAAGAAAGGGUUUCCAAGAUGAAAAAGUGAAUAAUUUAAUACUUGGAAGGAGCUUUCUUACUAUAGAAGAGAGAGAGAGAGAGAGAGAGAGAGAAAGAGUUUGUCAAAGUCGAUUCAAAUUAAAGAUCUACUGUAUCUUGUAGAGAGGUAUUAUUAAAAAAGUGAACAUUUUGAAUCUCGGAUCAAAUUAUUCGCUACGAACAUGAAACGCACCGCAACUUGUCAUCGUGAGAUGAUGAUGAUAUUGAUUGCUCAGGAAUAGAUCAAAAUUUGUGUUUGGAUGGCUUGCAAACGAAAGCGAAAAAAGCUUGAGAUACGACGUGCCUAAGGAAAGCUUUUGGAAACCCUGUGCCACUGCGCCAUUCAACAUGGCGUAGCGGCACAAGCUCGAAUAUCAGUGCAACAUAGAGAGACCGAGCAUUAUAACGAGAAUGAAAAUAGUCAUGCGGUAGCAUGGACUAAACGAGAGCUCUUAUAGAGUAUAAGCCCAAUAAAUUUUGGCUCCGAAUUGGGGCGAAGGCAGAUUGAGUACUAUCAAAACAACAGCCCUGGCAUCCAUGGUGAUGAUUCCCGGCGAUGAUCGGGUACAAUCAACACAAUUCUGGCUACAACAAGCUAUUUACCCAGGGCUCGGCAGACUCGAACUACUCGCAGCCGAGCUCAGAUCUCUCGCUGGACGAGGAGAAAGAAAGCUUGCGACGCGAGAAGGAGAGGCAGGCCCUCAAUCAACUCGAAAAAGCCAGAUCAAAGCCGGUAGCGUUUGCAGUGCGGACCAACGUAAGCUAUGACGGAUCCGUCGACGAUGAUUCACCCGUCCACGGCUCCGCCGUCAGCUUUGACGUUCGCGAUUUUCUUCACAUCAAGGAGAAGUACGACAACAAUUGGUGGAUUGGCAGGCUCGUGAAAGAAAAUUGCGACGUCGGUUUCAUCCCGUCACCGGUGAAGCUGGAGGCCUUAAGGUUACAGGCGAGCGCCGCGCGUGGUACGAAGGGCCUGUACUCGACGCGAGGAGGAUCUUCAGGGAACCUUGGCGAGAGUGGUAUGCCCUCACGUGGUUCCACACCACCUACGCCAGGUGACGACAGUGACAGUGUCGGCAACGUACGACCCGGCAAGGCGACCCUGACGACACCACCUGCUAAGGAGAAACGGAAGAACUUCUUCAAGAAGCCGGAAACGACGACUCCCUACGACGUAGUACCAUCCAUGAGGCCUGUAGUAUUGGUCGGGCCGUCGCUCAAAGGUUAUCAGGUGACAGAUAUGAUGCAGAAGGCACUCUUCGAUUUCCUCAAACAUCGCUUCGAAGGCAGAAUUAUUAUCACGAGGGUAAUGGCAGAUAUUUCAUUAGCAAAAAGAUCCUUGCUGAACAAUCCAACUAAAAGAGCAAUCAUGGAACGGUCAACCAGCAGAAGCAGCUGUUUAGCGGAAGUUCAGCAAGAGAUCGAGAGGAUUUUUGAACUUGCUAGAACUCUUCAGUUAGUUGUUUUGGACUGCGAUACCAUAAACCAUCCAUCGCAAUUGGCGAAGACUAGCUUGGCGCCCACGAUCGUUUAUUUGAAAAUUUCUUCGCCAAAAGUUCUGCAAAGGCUGAUUAAAACCCGAGGAAAGUCGCAGAUACGUCACCUCAAUGUGCAGAUGGUGGCCGCGGAAAAACUGGCGCAAUGUCCGCCAGAAAUGUUCGAUGUUAUCCUGGAUGAAAAUCAAUUAGAGGAGGCAUGCGAACACGUGGCCGAGUAUCUGGAAGCAUAUUGGAGGGCGACGCAUCCGCCAGAUUUUACCUCGGUGCCACGAGCCGUGCCUGCACCUGACGCACCGACGGAUACAUACACGCAACGCGUGCCAUCAGGUGCCCCUCAUGAGCCUUAUUAUCAUCGAAGAGGAGCCAGUUACGGUGCCGGGGAUGUCAGCGGCAGUACAAGAAGAUCGCGGCUGGAGCGGAUGGAUCGCGAUCGAGGCGAUCGCAUGGAUCACGAUUAUGGUGAGGAGGAGCACGGCGUCGAUUACGGUAGUGCCUCGAGACGUCGCCAGCAGCAGGACUCGCGCGCUCUUAAUGCUAUUUAGGAGCUGGGGCCCCGGGGCCUGUCGCUACAGCGCUGUCCCCAUCUGCGCACCACCGCCCUAUAAAGAGGCUCGCCUCCCGGUAACGCUACCGAACGUUAGAAAGUGCGCUACCUCGCGAUAAGAUCGCUGCGCUCUGUUAGUGGGGCUGUUUUCCGUCGCGCUAAGAAAAAAAGGGGAAUGAAAAAAAAAGAGAAGAAAAAAUAGGAAUCCGCAGAUCGGCCGACACGCGCCACUGAAUUUAAAAGACGCUAUCAUGUAUCGAUUCUAUCCAGGCGCAUUUUGAAACGAUCUCGAAACCGUUGACGAUUUAUCUUCGCGUACCUGUUCACAACUAGGAAACCUCGCUAUUGAUACGCUACCAGUCGCCAGCAGCGUGCACGCUAUAAUCUCGGAAACACUUGCAUUUUUAUAUUCGCGCUGCUUGCAAAAAAUUAAAACGCCAGAUUUCAUUGCUGUUUAAGUGAAGAACGCGAUUCAGUUGCGCUGUAACUGUUGAAGAAUUUUGUAUCACAAUCGAAACGUGAAUCCUUAUCUUCCGAAAGCUCUUGCAUCUAUGUAUAAUUCAUUAUAAUGUUCACUAUGACUACUAUUCUUUUGCACUACUCGACAUUUUGAUAGCAUUUGCAAUCUCAGCUCAAUUGUAUGAUUACGCUUCAUUAAUAAUGGAUCUAUAAAAGACGAUUUAAUGAUAAGGAUCGAUAAAAGACGAUUUAAUGAAAGCACUGAAAACUUUUUCUUCUUCUGCUUGUUCUUCUUCUUAAUAUGCCAUCAGUCACCAACAGCGUGCACGUGUGGUUGUCAAAACAUCUUUACUCCGAUAACUUACGUCGCUUAUUGUCGAGCAAAGUACGUGCAAUGAUUCUAUGCCAAAAUCGCCAAAAUUUUUGAGCAUUGCUGGACGAAUUUUAUCAGCGUGAUACUAAUUCCACAAUUCAUACACAUAUAUCUAGAAACAUAUUUUCACAUUUGUAUGUCGCGUCUUGCCUCACCAAUCAAUGUCCCAGUUUCAAUGUCGCGUAUUACUCUGGCGAUGUCAUCAACGUGAUUACAGAGUUACGCUAUAUCAUUGACCAUAUACCGAUUACCGAACUAUCUACACGCACAAGCAUCAUCGAAAUGUACUUGUCCAAUAACGUUAUGCUUAAGAACUAUAUUGCAUAGAAAGUACAUGUAAAUCCUCCAUCUCUAAACGAUUAUAUAAUAUUUGCCAAAUGUGUCAACCACUCAUCGUAAUAACUGCUGAUCAUGACGAGAGGCACACGCUACAUUGCAUCUUCUCUCAAGACAUUUCUCAUGGUACUUAACAGUGAAGAAAGCAUAACACGCGUUGUGAAAUCAUUUAAAAAUAUAUACAUCCAGUACUCCUCCGUACGUUAAGUACGUUACACUAAUCGUUCGCAUAAUUAAAUCGACCCUAUACAUUUUUCACGCAAAAUGUUGCAAAACUUACUUUCGAAUAAAUAUAUCUUACUUAAUAAAUAUAUGAUAACGAAAAAUGAUACGGAUAAAGGAAAAAUGAUACAAAAAAAUGAUAAAAUUAUCUGAACAAUUUCAAUUUUACGAUAUUCUCUACACUAAUUGUUGACAUUUAUUGAAAUUAAUUACUAUAAUUAUCGAAAAUCUUCAUAUGUACAUUUCGUCAUCAUAUGAUAUUUGCUAUAUCUUUGAUGUGCAUAACUUCUACUUUUGAAUAUAAAUUGUUUAUCAAAUUCCAAAAUUUAUCACAAUAAGAAUGGACUUUUCUCUGGAUAUCUGCACGCGCUUUUGCAAUUGUCGGAAAAAUUCAUUACGAAUGCUUAAUGAAGAGUUUGAGCGGAUUUUAACGAUUGUUUAGUCAAACGAUCUUUUUAACAGGAAUCCUAGUCAAAUCGGAAUAAUCUUCUUUACCCAUCGUAAUACACGCAGGACAAACUCUAUUUGCGAAAUCAGCUCAACAACACUAGUAGACGCGCGAGAUAAUCGCGUGGGACGCGAGGAGACCAUGACAGAAAGUGCACUUGAAAGAGAGUGAAGAAGAGAGCCCUGGGGCCUUAAAUCCCUGCACCGACUUCUCCCGGGCCCCAUAAUCGAAUCUUUAUGUCGAAUAACGAUCGACGAUCGACGCAGAACUGAAUAUUUCUUGUGAUCGAUAAAAACUGAGACUUAAGAGAGGUACAUUUGACUUCUAUCCUAGAGUUUAAUUACAUAGCUGAAGUGAUAAUGACGAUUAUUCGUAAUUGAAGAAAGUUAAUGAUCGUCUAGAAAGAUAAAUGACCAGCUAAUCUUAAUAGCUAAUAUAAACAGUUAAUUCUGCUAGUAAUCGAAAUAAAAGAGCUUUAAUGAAAUUUCGUAGCUGAUCAUAAAGAUUUCAAUUCGAUCGUCGAUCAUGACAGUGGUUGUAGCCAUCAUAAUUUUGCGAUUGCUUAGGAGCGAUCUGCAGUUAAUACGGCUCCCGAUCUCGAAUUUGAUCGUAGAAAUUGAAAUUCAUCAUCGAUCGCGACCUCGAACGUAGCUGGAUGAUAACGACUUAAUGAUCAACAUAGUGAUAUUUACCAUCAAUCACGUAAUUAAAUUAGACAAAUUAACAUAGAACUCUCUUGAGAAAGUUUUUGAUUUAUGAGGGAAUCCACAGUUAAAUCCUUUGAAAGUUUUCUAAUCGGGCGUGUUUCGCUAUAAUCUGUUUAUAUGUUUUAGGAUUAUACAAAAGCAUACACACUGAUACACACUCCACAUAAAAGAAAACGCUCUGUGUACAUAGGAUACGUAUACAUAUAAAUUGUUCACGCAAAUGAUAUGAUAAAUUUCAUCUAUAUUGCUCGAUGAAUUUUAAUCGAGAUACGAGAAAAUUAAAGAAUAUAACUGUUCAGCGGAGAUGUGAAUAAAAUCUACAAUAUUUUACUUCCCCAUAAAUAAAAUUAUAGACUAAAUUAUGUAUAUAAUUUUAUUUUUUGCUCUACCGUUAUAUAUAGCAAUAUUUUUCAACAUAUAAAGAUUAAUAUGAUUUUCACUAUAGACUUUCAAUACACAUUAUUUAUCGCUCCUGUCUCUC
Cataglyphis hispanica is the source of this 5388-nucleotide messenger RNA. Its product is annotated as voltage-dependent L-type calcium channel subunit beta-2. Gene Ontology annotation, cellular component: voltage-gated calcium channel complex. Gene Ontology annotation, biological process: calcium ion transmembrane transport; chemical synaptic transmission; neuromuscular junction development. Lineage: Eukaryota; Metazoa; Arthropoda; Insecta; Hymenoptera; Formicidae. The coding region runs from base 876 to 2360 and encodes 494 amino acids. The transcript is spliced from 11 exons. The record is from RefSeq and is a predicted model, not a curated record. Gene Ontology annotation, molecular function: protein binding; high voltage-gated calcium channel activity.